UCGACCUAUACUCGAGUGUGAUUAGUAGGUAUACACAAAAUCUCGACGUUAUAAAUAUAGCGAACCAUCGAACUCGCAAGUUCUGUUUGCUCGGCCGCGGGAGCAUAACGCGACUGUCUACCUAUAAUAUCGUUCAUCGGAAGAAAAAAUUUCGUAUACGUGUAUGUACACAUCUUGCAUACGAAUAAUUUGUUUUCCUUGACAGUAGCGUCGCUUUACUUGAGAAAUCGGUCGACAGUGAUCGAAGACGACAGUGGUGUAACGAAUGAAUUCGGCGAGCGGUGCAAGUGAUUUUCGUGUGAAGUGAGGUUAUAAAAGAGGGGUGCGAAUGAUGUAAACAGUGACGACUUGGCCGUUCGGCGGUUUUUACGCUGAAUUCAUAUUGCUUCUAGAAAAAUAUUCUCAGCGUGCAUCGUGUCUGUGUGUGCGUGUGUGUGCCUGUGUAUACGAUGAUACUUCAGAAGUGAAUUUAUUGUUGUGUUCUCUAUUUUUUGCCAGUGAGUCAUACUUAUAUCGUUAACGACUUUUUCAUAUUUCUGCACAGUCAAGACACUCCGGAGCUGCUUUUUCUGCUUACAAACCGAAAACGUUCGUUUUUUUUCUCAACGUGCAGCGCACAGCAGAGCAAAACAGUAUAGCGAAUAUCCUAUAUACGUUACAUCGGGCACACCAUAAAACGAUUUUAAUAUCUCAAAGAUACCGUGUAGUUUUUACGAGCGUCGUGUCAGAUUCGUAAACGUUUUUGCGCCGAAAAAAAUUAUCCAGUCUCAACUGGUAUAAGCCACCUCGAGAAUACGAAGAGACUCGCUGAGAAGAGCUGCAUAAGAAUUGUAAAAAAAGCCUCGCCGUACAAGUAUUUUAUAUGGAUUGCAAAGAUUGCGCUACGCGACACACGAUGAUUCGAUGAUCGCUGACAGAUAAUCGAGCAGAGAAUUUAAAUCGGAUGACAGGCAGUGCGAGUAGUCGCCUAGCAGAAUGGUGUUGGACAACAGCGGGAGCAACCGCAUCGGCUCGGGCGACGGCGGUGGCGGCGGUUUCGGCGACAGCGGGGGCGGCGGCGGCGGCGGCGGCGGCGGCGGCGGCCCUCUGCAGCGCAACAACAGCAGCAGCGUCUACUCGGUCUCGGUGAGCAACGUGGGCUACCGCAACAAGGGCUACAAGGACGACGGCAGCGAUGGCCUGCCUCCUGACCCGCAAAAGCCGCCCCAGCUGCCGAGCGACGACGAUGGCCAGUCCCGCAAGUUCAAGCUGUCGCGCAGCGAGAAGUGGCGCAUCCUCAAGAACAUCGGCACCGUCUCCAUCGCCUUCAUGGUGCAAUUCACCGCGUUCCAGGGCACGGCGAACCUACAGUCGUCGAUCAAUGCGAGCGACGGCCUCGGCACCGUCUCGCUCUCGGCCAUCUACGCGGCGCUGGUCCUCAGCUGCAUCUUCGUCCCGACCUUCCUCAUCAAGAGGCUCACCGUCAAGUGGACCCUCUGCCUCUCGAUGCUGUGCUACGCGCCCUACAUCGGCUCGCAGUUCUACCCCAGGUUCUACACCCUCGUGCCCGCCGGCGUGCUGCUCGGCUUGGGAGCGGCGCCCAUGUGGGCGGCCAAGGCCACCUACUUGACGCAAGUCGGCGGGGUCUACGCCAAGCUGACCGACGAGCCCGCGGACGCCAUCGUCGUCAGGUUCUUCGGCUUCUUCUUCCUCGCCUGGCAGACUGCCGAGCUCUGGGGCAACCUCAUCUCCUCGCUUGUGCUGAGCGAGGGCGACCUCGACGCAAGCUCGUUCAACGCCUCGACCACUUCGGCUAAGGUCAGCAAGUGCGGGGCCAACUUCUGCAUCAUCGGCAACGGCGGUCACGAGAGUCUGCACAGGCCGCCGGAUUCGGAGAUCUACGAGAUCUCAGCCAUCUACCUCACCUGCGUCCUCGUGGCGGUCCUCAUCGUCGCCCUCUUCGUCGAUCCUCUGUCCAGGUACGGAGAGAAGCAGAGGCGGAACGACAGCUCAGAGCUGAGCGGUAUUCAGCUUCUGUCGGCGACGGCCUAUCAGCUCAAAAAGCCCUACCAGCAGCUCCUUAUACCGAUCACCGUAUGGAUCGGCAUGGAGCAGGCCUUCAUCGGUGCCGAGUUUACGCAGGCGUACAUCUCGUGUGCCCUGGGAGUGCACAGGGUGGGCUACGUGAUGAUCUGCUUCGGCGUUGUGAAUGCCGGCUGCUCACUGCUCUUCGGCUCGGUGAUGAAGUUCGUCGGCAGGCAGCCGCUCAUGGCCCUUGGCGCCGUUGUCCACGCGGCCCUCAUCGGCGUUCUGCUCAUCUGGCGACCACACCCGGACAGCUCCUACGUCUUCUACACGGUCUCGGGACUCUGGGGAGUCGGCGAUGCGGUCUGGCAGACCCAAGUUAACGGUCUCUACGGCACGCUGUUCCGGCGCAACAAGGAGGCGGCCUUCUCGAACUACCGGCUCUGGGAGUCGGCCGGCUUCGUCGUGGCCUACGCCUACAGCACGCACCUCUGCGCCAGGAUGAAGCUCUACGUGAUGCUGAACGUCCUGAUAAUCGGCAGCAUCGGCUACAUAAUCGUCGAGCUGCUGCACCGACGCAAACAGAAGCGACUCAAGGCCAUCGCCGAGGAUCCCAAGGCCGCCCAGGCCGAGGCUAACCAGCCGGAAGAGACCGACGACGAGAAGGACGACAUCGACGAUGACAUAAUCAUCACUCAUCUGUGAGGAGCAGAGAGCGACGAAUCCGUCCAAACUGAUAUAAUGUGCCGCGCUCGAGGAGCGUCGAGUCGUUUUUUAUCCUCUCGCCGCAUUGUCUCGCCAAGCUGUACAGAGCUAUCGGUUCGCACACUUUAUACCACACAUCUAUGACCAAUCGCCGAAUCCGGACCGAUUGACGCACGCGCGCGCGUUUCAUAUACAUUAUCCACACACACACACACACACACACGCGCGCGCGCGCAUGCACGCACACAUACUUUGUGCUCAAGUGCCUUCUGUUUAAUAUCGGAGAACAAGGGUCCCGCGCGACCGAUCCCCAGGACUUUCGUCCGCGGGAUAUCGCAGGAUCGGUCAGCGUCCCCCUACGUUAUAUAGUUUCUUUUUGUACAUAUCAAUAUAGGCGCGAGUGAGAGAGUUCGAGGAACUUACUAUAUACAUACACGUGCUGUGUCUUGGAACAUGCUGCUGUCUACGAAGCGAUAUACACUAUACAUGGAUGAAUAAUACAACGUGUGUCAUGCGUGAAAAUGAGAGACAAUAUUGCAUAACGAGUGUGAUUCGAGGGGCCUGGAAAUGGCUGUGAUGUGGAGGAGACGAUUGACCUGCGCGUUCGGUUCCUCGGUUUUGCUCGAGACGUGUGUGGCCUACUUGUAUAGAUAACCUCACGGAAACCUUUUUACCCAUCUCGACCAGUAACGAUCUUUUACAUGAUGUACGAAUCGACGAGUUGUCUUUUAUACCACGAAAACGAUGAAUUCUCCGCUGGCAAUUCAGCGCAGCUCGAUUAGACUUUCCCUCUAAUUCAGCGACAUUGCCAAAUCCACGCGCGUCAUGCUGCUUUGUAAAUUGCUGCCGCGCGCGCACUUGAGAGGAUGCCAAGCUUGUAUUAUACGAAUAAGAGAGAGAUUUUUGCGUCUCUCCGGUUUCGAUGGAUAUUUAGCGGUCGAGUUUCUCAUAUUCUAUAUCCUUGUUCUUGUUCUCGCGAGUCGAGUCGCUGCUUGAUGUUUGACGAGACUGUGUAACGCGCGGAUCUGUGCUGACUUGAGGUGUUGUUAUCGAGGGCAAAACCGAGCGAUCUCACGAAAGAAACGAACGGCAGAACGUAUGUGUGAAUAGGGAAAAAAAAGUGGACAAUAGCGUGAAUCUCAUAAUACGAUUAUUUUUGUAUACAUAUCCGAGAGAGCAUACAUUACGAGAGACGAGCUGAUAGCGCGGGGGACAGUACGUUGCGGAAAACAAAUCCCCUGUAUUUUGCUUCCUCGUUAUAUAGAAUACGCCGCUGCGCCGCGUGUAACGAACUCCGAUGUCUCCCGCGCUCUCCCGCCCUCUCGAGCUCCUUUUCCUCCAUUAUAUUCCACUGUCUGUUAUAUUAGCCGCAAUUGUAGCACGCACGUUCGAUUUUAUAUAUAUAUAUAUACAUAGCUAUACUAUACUGUAUGAUCAUUGUUAUUAUUACUAUUGAUAUUACAUACUAUAUUGUGUAGUCGUCGACUUCGGUGUUAAGAAGCCGACGAAAAAUCUUGUACAGUACAUCCCUCCUUAAAGGAAUUAUUGAAUAUUCAUUAUACAUAUCUGUUAAGGAAGACAAAAAAAUUAUAAGAGCGCACUGUCCUGAAUUGUUUUAACGUUAUACUUAUACUUAUAUAUACUUCUCUGUUCACUAGGUAAUGAAAUUCGCAUUAUGCAUUAAUAGACGUAUAAAAUGAUGUUAUACUUUUAUUGUUUAGAGAUGAUCGAUGAUGCAGACGAUUAUUCGAUAAUUAUGCGCUGCGUUAUUAUCGUUGGUAGUAUUACAAUGUAGAAAGCAGCUGCAGCAGCCUCUCGUUUGAUGAAUUUAGCCGAAUCACGAGGACAAAAUAUAAUGAUAUACGAUGUAUUGAAUAUACUUGUUGUCGACUUUUGAUUGUAUAAUUUUCGCGGCCUGGACUAUGAAUGUAUAACAAACACGAUUGUACACAUGUAUUUGCGAGAGUCGCGAGAUGUCAUCGAUUGUUGGAUCGACACGGUUAUGACUAUUUUUACUAUUGCCCUGAUCCUUCCCAUUUGAUUGUAUCACCGCUAUAUAUAUAUUAUUCCUUUGAUUUUAGUCUUAUUGUUGUCCUGUAUUUGCGUUGUACCGAAUCUUCCAUCUAAGGAUUUCAUUGUUAAUUAUUUAGACGCGAAGUAUUGUUAUUAUUAUUAUUAUUUUAAUUAUUAUAACUAUUAUAUUUUCGACACCGUAAUGUUAUUCUAGAGCCGAUUAAAACGAGUAUCAUUUUAUUAAAAGUGAAAAAACAA
Nasonia vitripennis (jewel wasp) is the source of this 4980-nucleotide messenger RNA. Its product is annotated as UNC93-like protein. The transcript is spliced from 6 exons. Gene Ontology annotation, cellular component: plasma membrane; striated muscle dense body. Lineage: Eukaryota; Metazoa; Arthropoda; Insecta; Hymenoptera; Pteromalidae. Gene Ontology annotation, molecular function: potassium channel regulator activity. Gene Ontology annotation, biological process: regulation of potassium ion transport; regulation of muscle contraction. The record is from RefSeq and is a predicted model, not a curated record. The coding region runs from base 976 to 2709 and encodes 577 amino acids.